GUCAUGGGAUUCCACUUCCCCCUCUCCCUCUUUUUGGCAAACCGAUCAUAAGGAAAGUUCCAGUCGACAAAGUUAAGGUUUAAAAAGUUAAUUCUAGAUAACGCGUUUUAUUAAAAUUCAGGUUUGUUAGGAAGUUAGAAGUAGUUUAAGUAGCUGUCAUAAUUUUAUACCAUUUUUUGUUAAUUCCUUUGUUUUGCACGUUUUCUACACUAUCCAAUAAUUCGCCACCAUGUCAGUUACCACAAUGAACGAACCUCCUAGAAUUUACUAUGAAGAAGAAAGUCAGUCAGACAAACUUCUCAGGAAAUCUAAAGAAACACCUGUCUUUCCAAUUGCUAUUGGUAUUUGUGCUGCAGCAGUAGGAUAUGGAAUAUACGCCUAUAAAAACAAAGGAAAAAUGAGCACAAGUGUAUACCUAAUGCACCUUCGAGUUGGAGCACAAGGAGCGGCAGUAGGAUCUUUAACACUAGGUUUGAUAUACACAAUGAUCAAUCGACAUUUCCUGAAGAAACCAGAAUAGUUACCUUUAACAAAGAAUUAAUGCGCUCUUAAUGUUGUACGAUGUAUCUGAAAAGUAUUAUAAAAUUAUCAUUUUUAACAAUGUAGUAAACUAGGGAUUGAUUAUAAAAACGUUUUCAGGAUAUAUCUAUAUUGUUUAUGAACAAUUCUAUAAAGUCUAUUAAAUAUGUAUUUAAAGAAAAAAAUGUUGAUCUCUAACGAAUAGAAACGUAAUUAAGUAUUAUAAAAUUAUAAUUUCAAAAUUAUUAUUGCUAGGGCUACUAUUUAUGUUUUUGUUACUUUUUUAUUAAGUAGACAUAAAUGUAAAAGAUAAUAUCAAAGAAAGAUACUAUACAUCUGGAAACAUUUAUUUUUUUGUGAUUAUUUUUGCUCAAAUACCAUGCCAUAGGGUGUAAAGAAAACAGAAACUUUAGAUGGGCUGGUCAUGUAGUGAGAAUGAAGACCAUAUAUUGCCGGAAAACCCCUAAAUUGUAAAAUGCAGGGCACAACACCAAAAGGAAGGCCACAGUAACGGUGGCAAUCUGAUCUUACUGACCUUCAUCUCCACUUUCCUCACAAUUUACAGUUCAUUUUUAUCUUUACAAGUAUGUCUUGCAGCGGUAUCGGGUUCCAUGGUUUCCAGAUGGUUAAGGCUGUGUUGUUCCUCUUCAUCUGUUUGUUCCUAGCCUGUUCUUGUCCCAAGAGAAGCUAGGAAACGGAUGUUCAUGCCAGAAGAAAACUAAUGAACUCUAGGUGUCAUUCAAUGACACCUUGAGUUAUGCCAUCCUUAGCUUCCACUUGUUUGUGUUCAGCUCACUUAAUUGACAGCUACAACCAUCCCACAGCUCUUUGAGGUUGUCGCAUUACUAGAGUUACUAGAAACUUUGACAGCUUAUGUUUAACAUCCAGUGUUUUAAUGAUUGUUGUAAUAUCAUGAUAGAGAUCCCGUCAUUUAGGUAGGCACUAAUUUGCAUAUUAUGGCGCAUCUAAAAAUGGUCCAAGAACCGUCUUAAAAAUUGGUGAUUGGUUAUAACAUUGAAGUAUUGAAAUUGUUUAAUGCUAAGGAGUGGCUAAAGAAGAAACUUCAAAUUUUGACUUCUAUAUAAGUGCAAUAAUAUGCAAAUUAGUGCGUUCCCAAAUGACGAGAUCUUUAUCAUAAUUAUGAGAGUAGGUUGGUUUAGGACAACUAUCUCCAACUAACUAGGUACAUAGUAAAUUUAGUAAUUAUUUUUUUGUAAUGUUGGUAAAAUUGUGAUAUCGACUAGAUAUGUUGGAAGUUUGGUACAACCAGGGGCGGGUAUUCAUAGCCAAUACUAAUUGUAACUUAGAAGUAAAAAAUUAUCCAUAAGCAGUUUUUUAACAUUAACUGAAUCGAUUAAAACACUAAAACAAAGGUUUAAAUGGUUAUUUUCAAAAUGUUAUAGUUUUUUCUACAAUUUUUGUAUUCUGAGAACAAUUUUCAAAGUGAAAAUAGAAAUGUCAAAGGUAAAGGUAAAAAUACCAUUUGGAAAAGAAAAAUUUUUGUUGAUGUGCUAUGAACUUGGCUAUUGUGAGCAAAACUGUGAACUUUAAUGGUUGUAUGAUAAUUGUUGAUGAUUUUAGGAAUGUACAACUUGCCAUUUUACUCAAAUGUAUAACUUUAAUAAAGAAAACGCUUUAAUAUAUCACUCAUGUUUAUGAAUGUAACUUGGUUAUUGUAAUCUGUGAUAUGCAUAUGAAAAACUAACUGAUAGUUACAUGUAAAGUUAAAAAUGACGUUUUAUAAUUAUUAACAGAAACACUGUAUUAAAAUUACAUAGAUUUAUUGUGUACGUUUACAGUAGUUGUUAAUGUUACUUUAAAUAUUAAUUUAUUUUUAAAAUAUAUGAUUUACUUUGAUAUAA
This is a messenger RNA of Diabrotica virgifera virgifera (western corn rootworm), 2381 nucleotides long. Its product is annotated as HIG1 domain family member 1A, mitochondrial. The transcript has 3 exons. NCBI's taxonomy places the organism in Eukaryota, Metazoa, Arthropoda, Insecta, Coleoptera, Chrysomelidae. The coding region runs from base 230 to 520 and encodes 96 amino acids. Gene Ontology annotation, cellular component: mitochondrion. The record is from RefSeq and is a predicted model, not a curated record. Gene Ontology annotation, biological process: mitochondrial respirasome assembly.